AGGAGACGGACUUGGGAAAAGCAGCUCGUCCUAAACUCGAUAGCGGCAUUAGCUACACGGAUUAGCGACAGCUUUAGGGGUUAUUACUAACAUAUGAUAGUGUUUCCACUUGUUCAUUCAAGUCAUUUAGACGGGGGACGGUUGUUUGGCCCACUUUGGAGAGGGCUAACACCGCGGAGGGAGCCUCAUAAUCGGUUGUUUCCCUCUUGGAGCGGACGGAGCUGUGGUUGUGGCCGGGCAGCCCCACCACCGCCGGACUGUCGGACCCAAACUGAGGCGUCCGCACGGAAUAUAACAACAUAAAUACACGUUUUGAACACCCCGUGUCCCGCGGUAGGAGGUUUUGAAAUGCUAAUUUCUACCACGUUUUUAAAGCUAUGCGACGGAGCGUGUCGAGGAGAAGUUUGAUGGGAGAGCGGAGUGCGCUUGAUUUCCAGUCCGAUGGAUGUGAGCCCUGCCCGGCUGUGGCUCGGCUCUCUGCUCCGCUGCUCUGAGGAGAACAGGUCAAACACCAACACAGGUGAACACGUCUGUUCAAAACAAUGCACACCUGGCAAGUACAUGACAGCCCUGGCUUGAAUGCCAACAAGUCGCCCUCCAUUGCUUGUCUGUAAACCUGGAAAUACCUCCAACCAUCCCCUCGUCUUCUUCACCCCCUCCUCUUCCUCCCUUCUUCUUUUUUUGGACUCUCAGAGGAUCAGAUUCGGAUGGAAAAUGGGAGACGCCACCAAACUGGCCUUCGCCGUUUUCCUCAUCUCCUGCUCUUCAGGUGCCAUCCUGGGACGCUCGGAGACGCAGGAGUGCGCCUACUACAACUCCAGCUGGGAAAAGGAGCGCACCAACCGCAGCGGCAUCGAGCCCUGCUAUGGCGAGAAAGACAAGCGACGGCACUGCUUCGCCACAUGGAAGAACGUCUCCGGUACCGUGGAGGUCGUCAAGCAAGGCUGCUGGCUGGACGACGUCAACUGCUACGACAGUAACGAGUGUGUGGAGAGGAAGGAGAGUCCUGACGUUUUCUUCUGCUGCUGUGAAGGCAAUAUGUGCAACGAGAAGUUCCUGUACGCCCCUGAAGCGCCUCCACAGAGCGACCCGCACCAUUCAACCGCCUACACCACGUCCAACCCAUUUUCCCAGAAGCCCCAGCUCUUCAGCACUCUGCUUUACUCGCUGGUUCCCAUCAUAGGCCUGGCCGCCGUUGUCCUCUUCUCUUUCUGGAUGUGGAGACAUCACAAACUGGCCUACCCGGCGGCCCUCGUCCCCACACAUGAUCCCGGACUUUCACCCCCGUCCCCCAUUUUGGGACACAAACCGCUGCAGCUGAUCGAGGUGAAAGCCAGAGGGCGCUUUGGGUGCGUGUGGAAGGCCCAUCUGCUGAACGACUUUGUGGCCGUUAAGAUCUUCCCCAUUCAGGACAAGCUCUCUUGGCAGAACGAAUACGAGAUCUUCAGCGUGAGCGGCAUGAAACACGACAACAUCCUCCACUUUAUCGGCGCGGAGAAGAGGAACAACAACCUGGACCUGGAGCUGUGGCUCAUCACCGCCUACCAUGAGAAGGGCUCGAUGACAGACUUCCUGAAGGCCAACGUGGUGACGUGGAACGAGCUCUGCCACAUCACUCAGACUGCAGCCCGCGGCCUGGCCUACCUCCACGAAGACAUCCCGGGACACAAGGAGGGACACAAGCCCUCCAUCGCUCACAGAGACAUUAAGAGUAAGAACGUGCUGUUGAAGACUAACCUGACCGCCUGCAUAGCCGACUUUGGCCUUGCCCUGCAGUUCGAAGCGGGAAAAUCAGCCGGAGACACACACGGACAGGUGGGGACGCGGCGCUACAUGGCUCCCGAAGUCCUCGAGGGCGCCAUCAACUUCCAGCGCGACUCCUUCCUGCGUAUCGACAUGUAUGCCUUCGGCCUCGUCCUCUGGGAGCUCGCGUCGCGAUGCACCGCCGCCGACGGCCCGGUGGAUGAGUACAUGCUCCCGUUUGAGGAGGAGGUGGGUCAUCAUCCAUCUCUGGAGGACAUGCAGGAUGUCGUCGUUCAUAAGAAGCUGAGGCCCAUUCUGCGAGACUGCUGGCAGAAACAUGCGGGUCUGGCCAUGCUUUGUGAAACCAUCGAGGACAGCUGGGACCACGAGGCCGAGGCUCGCCUGUCCGCCGGCUGCGUCGAGGAGCGCAUCGGCCAAAUGCAGCGCCAAGCCCCCAUCAUCGGCCCCGAGGAGAUCGUCACCGUUGUCACCAUGGUGACCAAUGUGGACCUGCCGCCCAAGGAGUCCAGCUUAUGAUCGUCCGACAUCGGACGAGCCAGCAGAAACACGGAUCACCACGAGGGGAUGAACAGCCGACCCUGUCACAGCUCACACUUUCCACAACCCCGGCUCUUCAUCCAAACAACCCGCUGUCAGCCCCGACACUCACGGUAAUGCCCCGACACUCACGGUAAUGCCCCGAUACACAUGGCCACACACGCAGUACACAAAGUGUUUGUCCCCAUUUCCCUCCUUUCUCAGUCUCACGUUCAGUUCUGUUCCACUUUGACUGAAUCUCCUUUAUGUUAGUUGUGUUUCUCUUUGAGAUGUUCUUCUGAUAAUGGGGGGGGGGGGGGGAGAAAGCCUACACCCAGAAUGAAGUUGUCGUUUCUUUUUCCGUUUUGGUUUAAUAAUAUCCAUCGCUGACGAGCCUAAUGUUGGCCGUGACAUGUGGAUAUACGGUAUAUGUAUUUAUAUCUCUGGAUUAGCGCUGGGUACCGACUAAUGAUAGCUUUGAUAUUUGGUAUCCGUACCAAACUGUUGGAGCGUAUUCAUCUCGUUCUUUUCAUCUGAUUCUAUCUAUAGAAAAAGCAGAUUAACAAAAGAUCUCGUCCCGUGUGUUUAUUUUCGGAGAGGGCGUCGCACGUGCCCAGCCCUGAUCUGGAUUUGUACCUGUAUUUAGCUGAGCCAGCUUGCUUUUGAUUUGAUUGCAACACAUCUUUUUUGGAUUACUAUCAAGAGUUUCUGCUCUCUUUUGAUGCACCUCAGGAAUCUUUGCUACUCACAUCAUCCUCACCUCGGACUGGAGUACCUCCUCUCUCGCUGAUUCUCACGCUUCCUCUCUCUCUCUUUCUUGCCUCGUCUCUGCUUGGGACGGUUUAGCCGUGCUGUCAUGCUCAGAAAACGUGUCUCCAAUGUCUUUAUGACCAGUCCAAAUUGAAUCUAAACACUAAUACCACACAGGUGUUAUUCAGUCCUACAUCUGACAGGCAGUUUGCCAGUGUUUCCACCCAAACACAACUUAUUGGUUGCCCCAUUUCUGUCUUGACAAACAAGCCAAAUAAGCGCUAACUCUUUUAUUGUUCUGUGUUAAAGCUGCCAGGUAGAUGCAGUGCUACGGGGGACGGCAAUGGACGGUUUUCAACCCCGUUGACACAAACCAAACGAUCGCACGGCUAACUGCAGUGAGACGAGGAAACUUUCUCUCUUUCAUCCCGGUGCCAUUUCUAAGUCUCCAUAUUAGUUACUCUUGUAGAUGUCAGGCAAAACGGAUGUAUCUGUCAUUGUUGUGAAAGCAGCAGUGACAUUUUUGAGUCUUUUAUUUCUCCUGCGGGGACAGUGAGCGCUGGUGCCGGCAGACCUGCAGUCUCUCCUCAAGCUUUGGGACGGUUUCACAGGAUACAGUUUAAAAUCUCGUGCUGCGGUUGGAAAUGUUCACAUUCAGGGCAGUUCAUAAUUAUGGGUUCUUUAUAACAUGCUUAGCAUUUUAAGCAAACGGCGUACUGUAGGGCUCGAGAUGAAUAAGAGCAAACGAGUUCAAAGAACAAUCGGGUCUAAUAAUUGAGCUGAACAUUUGAGAGUAUUGCAACAACACAAGCAAACCUGAAGGAAAUUAAAGCCAUCUUGUUAUUUACCUUCUGUAGCAUGAGUACGAUAUUUGCAUCAUUAUUGCUUCCUUUUGCUGCUGCUGCUGUUUUUCAAUGAACCGCUGUUCAAAACAUUGUCCGAGGUCGUCGUGAAGCUUAAACAGUCAGAGACGAUCAGUACUGCGAACCCCCCAGCAGCCCUGAAACGAGCACUACCUCACUCGCAGGGAUUUCUUUGGGGUAAAAAGUGUGGCAAAUAAACCAAAAUCGUAACCAGGUUGCUCCAAUAGAAAGGGAUUAAAAGCUCCAGUUUGGGGAUUAUUUCUGGGCGUAAACUCCCAUUUUGUUCCCAUGUCCAAAAAUGUUAAAGGUCACAAGUAUUUCAGCAGCCAAGUGGAUUUUAAAGCAGCCUCCACAUGGCGCUGGGUUACCUGCCAAAGCGGCUGGUGGCGUGGACGAACCAGCAAAGAAGACGUGCCUACGUUUUGAUUGGCGGUCACAAUCCCUGCACUGUAGGCGUGUUCAGUGUUAAACAGCUCGACUUUAAACUGCGCUUGAGAAACCGACCCAAACUGAUAAAUACCAUUCAGGGAUUCAGUACUAUGCUUUUCUAAGUUCUAGCAAGUUAUAUGCAACCAGUGCCGCACUUUACUCUACAGUUCUGUAGGGUCAGCUGCAGGAGUGACUUUCAAUACACACACAAAUAACUUGUAGCAUUUUAUUUUCAUUUUUCUUUUCUCUUUUAUCCGUGACCUUGCAUAUUGAUAUGUUGUAUUUAUUCUUUAAUUUACAGGCCUGAGGUUUUUGGGGAUCAGAGCUCAGGUGCAACUCUGAAUAAGGUGGUAAAGAGUUGGCACCAUUUCUGGUUGUUGUUGUUGUUGUUGUU
Messenger RNA from Cottoperca gobio, 4716 nucleotides. RefSeq names its product activin receptor type-2A-like. Gene Ontology annotation, cellular component: activin receptor complex; plasma membrane. Gene Ontology annotation, biological process: protein phosphorylation; cellular response to growth factor stimulus; activin receptor signaling pathway. Lineage: Eukaryota; Metazoa; Chordata; Actinopteri; Perciformes; Bovichtidae. Gene Ontology annotation, molecular function: activin binding; activin receptor activity; ATP binding. The transcript is spliced from 13 exons. The coding region runs from base 580 to 2280 and encodes 566 amino acids. The record is from RefSeq and is a predicted model, not a curated record.